This is a messenger RNA of Coffea eugenioides, 593 nucleotides long. RefSeq lists its product as uncharacterized. The transcript has a single exon. NCBI's taxonomy places the organism in Eukaryota, Viridiplantae, Streptophyta, Magnoliopsida, Gentianales, Rubiaceae. The record is from RefSeq and is a predicted model, not a curated record. Bases 25 to 339 code for a protein of 104 amino acids.
GUACCACUGGGACCCACGAGAAACAUGUCGAGUAGAGGAGGAGACUCACCGCCACCAGCCGGUGACAUUGGCAUUUCUUUCCCGGAGUGCGACCGCCUCCACCGGGCCUUAACAGAUUGCCACCGGCGGAUCUCGGCGGGUCCACCUCGGCAGGCGGCAUGCCGCCACCUGAAUCACUCUCUAGCCCAGUGUUUAGUAGCUGUAGCUUGUCCAAAUGAAUCAGAAGCCGUCCGGAACCUCUGCUCCAGCGGCGGCACCGCCCUCAAGCGCCAACAGUGCCGGCAGGCUCAGCAAUCUCUCGCUGUCUGCCUCUCCUCGCAUCAGCUUCAAGAAUCCUAACUUCCAGAUUGAACUCUGCAGAAUUCUGCAUCUUCCAUAAUUUUCUUCGCAAGUAUAUGCAGUUUACUGUUAUAGUUGAGGCUUUUUUUUAAAAUGUGAAUCGAUUACUAUACUCUGAUGUGUAGGUAUAUAUGUUUUGAAUGCUCAUUCCUAUGGGAGACGUUUGGCAAAAUUUCUUUCUAGAGUUAAAGAUUUAUUCUGAAAUCUUUAUAAGGACAAAAGGUUAUUUUCGAGUGAAAAAAAAAUCACUGUUA